AUGCCUCCAAUCAAGAAGCGGCCUUUAAGAUUAUACUUAUCGGCCGCCGAUGAGUCCAUUGGAACUCUAUUAGCUCAGAAUAAUGAAUGGGGGAAAGAGCAAGCCAUCUAUUAUCUAAGUAGGGUGCUCACUCCAGUGGAAUGUAGGUAUACUUCCAUUGAAAAGUUGUGUCUUUCCUUAUACUAUGUAGCUAUGAAGUUGAGAACUUAUAUGUUGCCAGUGGCCGUGUAUGUAAUCUCUCAAACAGAUUUGAUUAAGUAUAUGCUUUCCAGGCCUUUGAUCACUAGACGUAUUAGAAAGUGGUCAUUGGCCUUAAUGGAGUUCUCCUUGAAGUAUAUUCCACAAAAGGCAGUCAAAGAAAGGGCGGUAGCAGAGUUUCUAGCAGAUCAUCCAUUUACUAAGAUAGAUUCAGAAAUAUGUGAUGAGGUGGAUAAUCUCUACCUUGACUAUACACCUUGGACUCUUAUAUUUGAUGGAUCAAGCACUCAUGAUAGAGGUGGAGCUGGAAUAGUCAUCAUUUCUCCGAAAAGAAGGAAAACCAAAUUUUUUUUCUUCUUGGAUUUCAAGUGUACAAACAACCAAGCUGAGUACGAGGCAUUAAUUAUUGGGCUAGAGAUUCUGCUAGAGCUAAAGGUGGAGAAGGUACAGAUUAUUGGAGAUUCUAACUUGAUACUUAGCCAAUUAUCUGAAGAAUAUAGAUGUCUUAACUGGCGUUUGAGGCCUCUCCAUUCUUUGGCCUUAGAGUUACUUUGCCAGUUUGAUGAUUUCCAACUCAAAUAUUGGCCUAGAUAUUUAAAUACAGAGGCUGAUGAUCUAGCACAAUUAGCCUCUCGAGUGAAAGUCCCACCGGGUGUGGAAGAAGCUCUGAUCACAGUUAAAAGAAGAACUCUUCCUUCGGUAGAGUUACGGUAUGAGAUGGCAAGUCAUUUCCAAUCUGAAGAGCCAAAAAAAUUCAAACCUGCUAAUAAGCCAUGUGAGGUUUUCAAUAUUGAUAUAGAUGGAUUAGAUUUGGAUGAUUGGAGAACACUAAUUAUCCAAUUCUUGCAAGAGCCUAGCUCCAAGGUGGACAAGAGAAUUCAGCUUUUGGCGCCACAUUACAUUCUGAUUGAUGGGGACCUCUACAAGAAGAGUAAAGAAGAUGGACUUUUAUUAAGAUGCCUUGGAAAGGAUGAAUCCAUGAGGGUAAAGGCGGAAACACACCUUGGAAUAUGCGGAGCACAUCAAGCUGGAAUCAAGAUAAGGUGGCUCCUUAGAAGGUAUGGUUAUUAUUGGAAAGGCAUAUUGAAAGACUGUAUAGAGUUUGUCAAGACUUGUACGACAUGUCAAGAAUAUGGCCCGAUCUAA
Messenger RNA from Cornus florida, 1344 nucleotides. RefSeq lists its product as uncharacterized. The record is from RefSeq and is a predicted model, not a curated record. The coding region runs from base 1 to 1344 and encodes 447 amino acids. The transcript has a single exon. Gene Ontology annotation, molecular function: RNA-DNA hybrid ribonuclease activity; nucleic acid binding. Lineage: Eukaryota; Viridiplantae; Streptophyta; Magnoliopsida; Cornales; Cornaceae.